Messenger RNA from Paramecium sonneborni, 183 nucleotides. Lineage: Eukaryota; Ciliophora; Oligohymenophorea; Peniculida; Parameciidae. The record is from the annotation of a GenBank genome assembly.
AUGAAAAGCCCGAAGGUAGGUAGAUGCCCAGGCCACUAUAAUGGAGAAUAUAAUUUAAAAGGAAUAAAGCUAGAUACAGGGUAGAUUACUCAAUUUGAAAAUUAAAACAAAAGAUAUAAAUAUAUGUAAUUAUUUAAAAAAUAGAUUUGCUUAAUGACAUAUUAGUAGUGGUAGAACAUAUGA